UGCGGGGCGCUGCAUGCGGCGCAGGGGGCACUUCCGGGCGGCGCAGAAGACACUUCCGGGCGGAGCGCUGCUAUAUAAAGGCGGCGGCGCGUGGCCGGGCCCUCUUCCGCCGCCCCCGGGAGCGCGAUGACGAAGAAGAGGAGGAACAACGGCCGUGCCAAGAAGGGCCGCGGCCACGUCCAGCCCAUCCGCUGCACCAACUGCGCCCGCUGCGUCCCCAAGGACAAAGCCAUCAAGAAAUUCGUCAUCAGGAACAUCGUGGAGGCUGCAGCCGUCAGGGACAUCUCGGAGGCCAGCGUCUUCGACUCCUAUGUCCUGCCCAAGCUGUACGUCAAGCUGCACUACUGCGUCAGCUGUGCCAUCCACAGUAAGGUGGUGAGGAACCGCUCACGGGAGGCCCGCAAGGACCGGACCCCCCCGCCUCGCUUCAGGCCAGCGGGCGCAGCCCCCCGGCCUCCCCCCAAGCCCAUGUAAGGCGAAGAUGUCUGGAAACGUCCCUGGGCUGAAAAUGUCCCUGAGUUCAGUCUGAAUAAAGGACUUGAGACCAAA
Messenger RNA from Tympanuchus pallidicinctus (lesser prairie-chicken), 549 nucleotides. It is a transcript of the gene RPS26, whose product is annotated as ribosomal protein S26. The transcript has 4 exons. Gene Ontology annotation, cellular component: ribosome; cytosolic small ribosomal subunit. The record is from RefSeq and is a predicted model, not a curated record. Gene Ontology annotation, biological process: translation. Bases 127 to 474 code for a protein of 115 amino acids. Gene Ontology annotation, molecular function: mRNA binding; structural constituent of ribosome. Lineage: Eukaryota; Metazoa; Chordata; Aves; Galliformes; Phasianidae.